CUGCCUGAGGGAGAGAAACAUGGCCAGCUUAACUUAUGACGGCUGUAAUUUCUUCAGACAAAGACUGAUUUUAUCCACACUGAGCGGAAAAAGACUGAAGAUCAAAAAUAUCAGAUCCAGUGAUGAUAAUCCGGGACUCCGAGAUUUUGAAGCGAGUUUUAUCAGGCUUCUGGACAAGGUGACCAACGGCACCAAAGUUGAAAUUAAUCAGACAGGAACUCAACUGUUUUAUCAACCUGGCCUGCUGUAUGGAGGAAAUGUGGAGCAUGAGUGUAGCACUCAGCGCUCUGUUGGGUAUUACCUGGAGGCGCUCAUCAUGCUGGCACCAUUUAUGAAGAAACCUCUCAAAGCUGUCCUGAAAGGGGUCACCAAUGACCCAGCAGACCCUUCAGUAGAUUUACUGAAAGCCACUGCAGUUCCUCUGAUGAAGAAGUUUGGGAUUGAUGGAGAGGGUCUGGAAAUCAAGGUUGUGAGGAGAGGCGUGGCACCUGGUGGAGGAGGAGAAGUCCAUUUUUCCUGUCCUGUCAGACGGACCAUUAAACCUGUUCAGUUUAUUGACCCAGGCAAGAUCAAAAGGAUCAGAGGAACAGCAUUCUCUGUGCGAGUGUCUCCUCAGAUGGCCAACAGAAUAGUGGACUCUGCCAGAAGCAUCUUAAAUAAAUUCAUUCCAGAUAUUUACAUCUACACAGACCACAUGAAAGGAGCCAGUUCAGGAAAGUCUCCAGGAUUCGGACUGACCCUGGUGGCGGAGACUGUAAAUGGGACAUUUCUGAGUGCAGAGAUGACAUCAACCCCUCAGGGCCAAGGAGACCCAGUGCUUCCUGAAGAACUCGGCAAGAAUUGUGCCAAGCUGCUUCUGGAGGAGAUCUACAGGGGUGGCUGUGUGGAUUCAACCAAUCAGAGUUUGGCUCUCCUGUACAUGACGCUAGGCCAGCAAGAUGUGUCCAAAAUUCUUCUGGGUCCUCUCUCGCCCUACACGAUCGAGUUCCUUCGGCACAUACGUGACUUCUUCCAGAUCAUGUUCAAGAUUGAGCAGCAGAAAUUGGAUGAAGAUGAGCAGAAAGGGGGUGAGAAGGUGCUAAUGACCUGUGUAGGAGCUGGUUACACGAACAUCAGCAAAACAAUAAAAUAAAGACUGGACGCCCUAGAGCUGUGUGUCAAAUCGAUUACAUAGGAUUGUGUGUAUACGCUGAGAAAUUCAACACACUGUGGUGUGACAUUACUACAAGAUUAAUCAGAGCCACCAGGAAUGAAGUUGAGAACCUUGGACACAUUCUGCACUCAGUUAAGAAGUUCGAAGUCUUCGAAAGUUGAUCUUCAAAACAGAUGAUGCACAAAGAGUAAACGCUUCAGUAAAGAUACGAGUAAAGAGCUAGUUCAGAGUUAAUGUCCACAUUUUUUAUAUACCAGUUCCAAAUUUCUUGUUGUUAACUGUAUUAAAAUACAAAGUAACUGUGUUGACUUUUGUAGAAAAAAAAAUCAUUUUAAAACUAUAGUUUGCUGCAGAUGUUUGUGCUUUUUUCUCUUUCCUUUUAUUCAGACUUGUCUUCAUAUACUUAAACAUUAUUGGAUUAUACAUGCUCAAACAACGGGAUUAUAGGCAACAGAACAGACAAUUGCCAGACUAAGUGGUGCUAAGAAAAGACACCGUCUGGCAUGCAGUUCAGUCCAUGCUUUGGUCUUAAUAUCGUAUUUCAGUUUUAUAACUGUUUGCUCUGAUUUCAGCACUGUAGUCUGUAUCCUGGCAUACUUGGCCUCUGCAUUACUGAGGACAAUGAUACGACUACCACAUCUACAAGAAGACAGUUUAAGUAGUUGUCUUUCCCCAGCUAAAUCUUACUAAGUCAUAUUUGCGAUCAGUAAUGUCAGAACCUUUUGUAUAGACUUGACUGAGAUCACAUUUUGCAAAAGUGAUGAUUUUACUUCUGCGAUAGUUUUUUAAAAUGUAUUAUUAUUUACCCUGUUCAUAGCUGCACUGUGUGUGUGAUUGUGAUGAAAUGGUAUGUAAGGUGGUUGCAUCUUGCUUGUUUUUGAGCUCUAUUAUAGGGUGGCAUGUAUGUUUUUGCCCAGUGGUGCAGUCAGUUGUAGCCUAGUGGUUAAGGUGCUGGACUAGUAAUCAAAAGGUCACUGGUUCAAGCCCCACCACUGCCAGGUUGCUACUGUUGGGCCCUUAAGCAAGGCCCUUAAUUCCCAAUUGCUUAGACAAUACACGGUCACCGUACUCGCUUUGUCGCUUUGGAUAAAAAGUGUCUGCUAAAUGCCAAAAAUGUAAAUGUGCAGUCUGUUCAUGAGAACAGAUUCAUAAAAUGUGGAACGUUUUUAUAAAUAAACAAAUAUUUAAUAUGGUA
This is a messenger RNA of Trichomycterus rosablanca, 2348 nucleotides long. RefSeq names its product RNA terminal phosphate cyclase-like 1 (gene rcl1). The coding region runs from base 20 to 1132 and encodes 370 amino acids. Gene Ontology annotation, cellular component: nucleolus. The transcript is spliced from 9 exons. Gene Ontology annotation, biological process: ribosome biogenesis; endonucleolytic cleavage of tricistronic rRNA transcript (SSU-rRNA, 5.8S rRNA, LSU-rRNA). The record is from RefSeq and is a predicted model, not a curated record. Gene Ontology annotation, molecular function: RNA endonuclease activity. NCBI's taxonomy places the organism in Eukaryota, Metazoa, Chordata, Actinopteri, Siluriformes, Trichomycteridae.